CUACAUCUAUGAUUUUCUGAUUAUUUAAUCACCUGGUUUUAUUUUUUUCUAUUUAAUUUUUUUCACGACUGGCAAUAUCGUAAUCGACUAAAAAGCUAUUAACUAUCGUUAUCAAGAUACAGACUCAAGCGAGUGCUCGAAUAGUGCAACCGACUGUUGCCGAAGUUUACCGAACACAGAUCAAAGGAAACGAAACAAAAACCUUUUUCGCCGUCGGUACUCGGUACCCGUUCCGUUUUGAUCGUCAAGUGAAGUCGCGUCCUUCGGGCGAUUGUGCAACGAAGUUUAUGUCAUGAAACUUUCGAAGUUUUUAAAACUUUCAAAAAUAAUUUAGAAAUGUUUUUAACACUAAAACUCUUUUAAUAGUGGCAUAAGUGGAAUUAUAAUAUGUUUAUAAGGUUGAAUAACUUAGUAUUUAUACGUACAAAGUUGAGUGAACUUAUGAAGUUGUGAGUAAUUCCUACCUUGUUCAUAGUUGCAAGGCGAGCGAAUUCCACAGGUGUAUAACGAAUGUUGUGGCUACUAAAAUCCUAGCAACCGAUUUACAAUGACAGAACUCUCUGCAUAGUUUCACAAAGGUGUGUUAAGGUGUCUAAAUAUUAAGAAAAUGUAAACAAAAGUGUGUUAAACACGAAACAAGAAGAUCUAACGUGUCAUGGAAGAAUUGGAGCGGUGGUCCAAGAUGCAUCGCAAUCAGUUUUACGGAACUUUUAUCUUAUUAUUUUUCUACAUUGUACAUCCUACAUCGUCAAUAAAUAGUACAGUACAAAUGCAACCACCUCGGUUUAGCAUGCAACCAUCAUCAUCAAAUAGUAUAGUUCGAGAAGGUACUACAAAAAUCUUACAAUGCUCUGCAAUGGGCAUACCGCAACCAAUGUACAGAUGGUUGCGGAAUGGGGUACCACUCAGUGAUUAUUCAUCAGAGUUGUUUUAUAAGAUUCAUAAUACCCAGCGGCAGGAUGCCGGAGCUUACCAGUGUAUAGCGAAAAAUGAUGUCGGAGCAAUAUUCAGCGAAAAGAACAACAUUGUCGUCGCGUAUAUGGGUGUUUUUGAACCAGUUGCUGAAACAAUCGUAACUGUCGAGUCUGGUAGAGCGGCAGUUUUAGCAUUUCCUAAGAUAGAAUCAGAACCACCGCCAUCGGUCAUAUGGCAAGAUGAGAUUGGUGCUCUGCGAUAUGACCAAAAAUAUGCUGUCACCAACAAACAUGAACUUGUAAUCUUGUGUACUUCACAUGAAGAUGAGAAGGCGUACAGAGUACGUGCUAUAAAUACGCAGUUAGGAAAAGAAGAAAACAGCCCAUAUAUACAACUUAACGUUUUUGGCAAUGAUAGUAAAGAAAUACCUCCAGAAAUUAUUAUAAAACCAGAAGACACCAAAAUUGUGAAAGGACAAGAAUACACAAGUCUAUAUUGUAUUGCAAACGCAAGACCAUUACACGAAUUAGAAACCUUGUGGUUUAAAGAUGGGAUUAUGAUUGAUUUAGCUGGGGUUACGUUCGACUUAAACGAUCAGUGGAACAGAACCCUCACUCUUAUAUCAGCCAAUUUAACGCACACAGGGAAGUAUACAUGCCAGGCUAGACUGAAAACUGGAGGGUAUGCUACUGUCACGGCUUCCGCUUAUGUCACAGUUUUGGAAAAGCCAGUGUUUUUGUCUAAUUUAAAAUCGGAAACUUUCGGUGAAUUCGGAAGUACGAUCGUGUUGGACUGUAACGUGCAAGGUAUUCCAUUACCUAGCAUCACUUGGUAUAAGGAUGCUAGAAAAAUUGCUAGUGUUGGAGCAGAUGCCGAAGAAUCUGACAAUCCAGACAUAGAUGACGGCGGUGGAAGAUAUCGAGUGGAAGUGGAUCGGUCUCUCGUCAUUAACAACCUUAAAAUGGAGGAUACUGGAAUAUACCAGUGCAUUGCUAGCAAUGAAGCCGGCGAAUCUUCCAUUUAUACGUGGCUCAAGAUUAAAACGUCCCCGCCCAUAAUGCAGACUCCGCCGAACAACCUGACCGUGCUCGAUGGCAAGGACGCCACCAUCACGUGCCGCGCCGUCGGAGCACCCACCCCCAACGUCACCUGGUACUUUAAUGAUUCUUUGAUCAUAAACUUGUCGGCGCGACUGCAAGCACUUGAAGAAGGCGACUUGUUAAUUACAAGUACAACGAACGCUGACAGUGGAAAAUAUACCUGCGUCCGAUCCAACGAUGCUGGGAAUGUAUCCGGGGAGGCGUAUCUUACUGUACUAGUUCGAACACAAAUCAUAGCUCCACCUGUAGAUACACGUGUGUUAUUGGGUCACACGGCAACACUACAAUGCAAAGUAUCGAACGACCCGAAUGUGAAGUAUAAUAUUGAUUGGUUCCACAACAAACAGCCAAUGACAGCUGGUUCUCGGGUGUGGGUAUCAGCAGAUGGAGCGCUACAAGUGCAGGCCGUGCGCGCCAGUGACGCGGGCGAGUACACGUGUGUUGUGACGUCGCCGGGCGGGAAUCACACGCGACAUGCUGUGUUGUCCGUCAUCGAACUUCCUUUCGCUCCUACAAAUGUAAGAGCUGUCAGAUUAGAUGCCGCAUCACAGCGAGCCGUUAACGUAUCUUGGACUCCGGGCUUCGAUGGAAACUCACCCAUACAAAAAUUCAUUGUACAACGACGUGUUGUUCCCGAAUUUGGUCCUACACCUGACCCUUUGCUGAACUGGGUAACGGAGCCGGUGAACGUCUCUGCAAACCAACGUUGGGCUCUACUCACCAGUUUAAAGGCCGCUACGUCUUAUCAGUUUAGGGUAUCUGCCGUAAACACCGUUGGAGAAGGCCCUGCUUCUGAUCCUACUGAUGUCUUGACAUUGCCACAGGAAGCCCCAUCCGGUCCCCCAGUCGGUUUUAUGGGAUCAGCGCGGUCGUCUUCAGAGAUCAUAACACAAUGGCAGCCACCUCUAGAGGAGCACAGAAACGGUCACAUUUUGGGUUUCGUUAUACGAUAUAGGCUUAAGGGUUAUGACAAUAGCCCGUGGACCUAUCAAAACAUUACGAACGAAGCACAGAGAAACUAUCUCAUUCAGGACUUGAUCACUUGGAAAGAUUACAACGUACAAAUAGCUGCCUACAAUGAUAAAGGCGUUGGUGUAUUUUCCGAUAGUUAUACGAUCAAAACUAAAGAAGGCGUGCCCGAAGCGCCUCCGGAUAGUGUUCGCUGCGAGGCGGUUAACUCUACCGUCAUAAAGGUUUGGUGGACUCCUCCAAACCCUCAGAAAAUUAAUGGUAUAAACCAGGGUUACAAAAUGCAAGCAUGGAUUUGGGACGAGAAUGAAGGGGCUAACGUCGAGCAGAAACUCGUCAGUGUACCUCCCAAUCUCUUGGAUCCUUUGACUGAACAAUCAGCGAUCAUAACGGGACUUGAAAAGUUUACAAUGUACAACAUCACGGUUUUAUGCUUUACGGAACCCGGCGAUGGACCACGCAGUGAAUACGUGCAAGUUAGGACAAACGAAGACAUUCCAGAUGAAGUAGGAAGUCUACUUUUUGAUGAUAUAUCGGAUCGCGCAGUAAGAGUAUCUUGGACAGCUCCUAAAAAAUCUAAUGGUAUCUUGGUAGGAUACAAGCUGUCUUAUCAGAUGAAAGAUAGCAAUGAGACAUUCAAAGAAGAGGUGUUGCCACCAAACGUCACUAGCAUUAGAGUGGAGCACUUACAGGCUAGCACACACUACAGGUUCUGGUUAUGUGCUAUGACGGUAGUAGGCGAGGGGCCGCCGAGGGCCGCAGUGAUCCAAUCGGGCGUAGAACCUGUGCUACCUGAUGCCCCUCGCAAUCUAGCACUCUCCAACAUCGAGGCCUUUUCUGUAAUGCUGCAGUUCACACACGGAUUUGAUGGCAAUUCCUCUAUUUCACUUUGGACAGUACAGGCUCAAACAGCACGCAAUUCAUCAUGGGUGACUAUAUUCGAAGUGAACGCGCCGGACGCUCAGUCGAUACAUGUGACUGGUCUGGUACCAUUCACUACGUACAGACUGCGAUUAAUUGCCACCAACGUGGUGGGUUCGUCACCACCCUCAGAGCCGUGUAAAGAAUUUCAAACUAUCCAGGCACCACCGCAACACCCACCGAAAAACGUCACUGUACGCGCAGUUAGCGCCACCAACCUACGCGUCAGAUGGAUUCCUCUACAGCAAAGCGAAUGGUACGGUAAUCCAAAAGGCUACAACAUAACGUACACGAAGAGUGAUAGUAACGACACAUUACACAGCAUUAUUGAGGACCACACGGCCAACUCACACAUACUGUCUAAUUUGGAAGAAUGGUCGGUGUAUGAAAUACGAAUGACUGCUAUAAACGAAGUAGGCACGUCAGCUGCUAGUCCAACUGCUACAGAGAGGACAAGGGAAGCAGUUCCGUCGCGAGGUCCCGCCGAUGUAUCAGCUAAUGCGACCUCAUCAACAACCGUGGUCGUCCUUUGGGGCGACAUACCGCCCUCAGAACAAAACGGUUUAAUUGAAGGAUACAAAGUGUGCUACGCGGCGGUAGUGCCACCGCCUAGACCCGAGCAAAAGAAGGUGGAAUGCCAAGCCGUGCCAUCAAACCAAACUCACACUAUAACGCUAACAGAACUGCGAAAAUACGUAGUUUAUCAAAUUCAGGUGUUGGGUUAUACCAGGCUAGGAGAUGGAGCACUGAGCGACCCUCCGAUUACAGUCAGGACUUUUGAUGACACUCCCGGUCCACCCUCCAACGUAUCGUUUCCUGAUGUGACAUUCACGACUGCGCGCAUCAUCUGGGAUGUACCAGAGGACCCCAAUGGAGAAAUACUAGCGUACAAAGUCACAUACCAUUUAAACAGCACCACGCAGCACGUGUUCUCUAGAGAAUUCUUGCCUUCGGAUCGAACGUUCAGGGCGACGGAAUUGGUGUCGGAGCGAUACUACCAGUUCGCGGUGCGCGCGCAGACGCGGCUGGGCUGGGGCGCCACGGCGCGCGCGCUCGUGCUGACCACGGCCAACCGCGCCGCGCCGCAGCCGCCCGCCAGGCCCAACGUGGCGCGCUCUCUACUGCAGCCCCAUCACAUCACCUUCUCCUGGACCCCCGGGGACGACGGCUACGCACCGCUCAGAUACUACACUGUACAACAAAAAGAAGAUGGAGGGACAUGGCAAACAAUUCCCGAGCGUGUGGAUCCCUUCGUGACGUCAUAUACUGCUGAGGGUUUGAAACCAUUUACGGCGUAUCAGUUCCGAAUCCGCGCGACCAAUGAUAUCGGGCCGAGUCGGUACAGUAACGCAACUGAAACUGUUCGGACAUUACCUGCUGCACCGAGUAAAGCAGUUGAGAACCUGCACGUGGUGCCAAUAACUCCGAACAGCGUGCGCGUGCAGUGGUCCCCGCUGGGCGACGCGCACUGGAGCGGCGACACGCGCUCGGGCGGGUACCGCGUCCGGUACCAGCCGCUCACUGACUUCCCCACCGCGCUGCAGCACGUCAUGAAGCAGGACGUGCCUGGCACCAAGAGCGAGGAAGUAGUCCUGACGGACUUGGCAGUGGACCGCAAUUAUGAGAUCAGCGUGUGCGCGGUGAACUCGCAGGGCGCGGGCCCGAGCGGCACGCCGGGCGUGGUGUGGGUGGGCGAGGCCGUGCCCACGGCGGCGCCGGCGCACACGCGCGCGCGCGCGCUGUCGCCCACCGAGGUGGCGCUGGCCUGGGCGCCGCCCGCGCCCGCGCAUCACAACGGGGACCUGCUCGGGUACAAGAUCUUCUACCUAGUGACCGAUUCUCCUGAAGACCCGGAGCCAGGGCGACGUAUAGAGGAAGAGAUCGAAGUGGUACCUGCUACAGCUACUUCACAUUCACUCGUCUUCCUUGACAAGUAUACCCAAUAUAAAAUACAGGUGCUUGCGUUCAAUGCUGCCGGAGAUGGUCCUCGUUCAACUGCAGUGAUGGUCCGUACCUUGCAAGGUCUUCCGUCGGCUCCGCGCAAUAUAACGUUCACAGACAUUACAAUGAACAGUCUCGUCGUGUCGUGGGACCCGCCCUAUCGUCGCAAUGGCAUCAUUCAAGCUUAUCUCGUCACUUAUGAAACUAUAGAACAGGAUGAACGUUUCAGCAAGCAAGUGAAGCAAAAAGUGACAGAGCGGCGGCUGGCGGUGGGCGGGCUGGAGGAGGAAGUAGAGUACCGGUUCAGCGUGCGCGGCGUCACCGACGGCGGCGGCGCCGGCGCUGCGGCCGACGCGCGCGUGCGCACCGGGCCGCAGCCUGGCUGGCCUGGCUCGCCGGCCCCGCCGCGCGCGCUGCUGCUGCAGCCCGAGCCGGCCGCGCUGCGCCUGCGCUGGCUCAAUGCGCCGCCGCCCGCUGCGCCCGCCUCGUCCCCGACCACACCGCCCGCCGCGCCUGUACUGGGAUACUACUUUGAAGCGCGCCGCAAAGAUGACACUAGAUGGGAAACUAUCACCAGAACCAGCAAUGGAGUGUUAGAAGAGUUCACUAUAUCAUACCAAAGUCUUCUACCAUCAACGGCAUACUCAUUCCGGGUGAUAGCUUACAAUAUGUAUGGAAUCAGCAACCCAACGUACAGCGACAAAGUCAUCGUCACACCGUCAAAGUUAUACUUAGAGUAUGGAUAUUUACAAUAUCGGCCAUUCUAUAGACGCACUUGGUUCAUGGUCGCGCUAGCAGCUGCGUCAGUUAUCAUCAUAAUAAUGGUCAUUGCAAUUCUAUGUGUGAAAAGCAAGAGUUACAAAUACAAAAAAGAAGCGCAAAAAACUCUGGAGGAGUCUCUAGCGGGAGAGACCUCGGAGCGAGGCACGCUGGCCAUGGAGCUUUACCGCGGGCGCCAGAACUCGUGCGGCAGUGCCGGUGCCGGCGCCACGCUGCGGCGCGGGGCCGCGCUGCCAAAGUCCCCGCCGCGGCCGGCGCCCGGCUCCGUGGCCUACCACAGCGACGAGGAGAGCCUGCGCGCCUACGAUGAGAACCCUGACGACUCCUCGCUUACCGAGAAACCCUCGGAGAUGAGUUCGUCCGACUCCCAGAAUUCGGAAAGUGAAAACGAGAGUGUAAGAUCGGAGCCACAUAGUUUUGUAAACCACUACGCUAACGUAAAUGAUACGUUACGUCAAUCGUGGAAGAGGCAGAGACCGGUGAGGAACUACUCAAGUUAUACGGACUCGGAGCCAGAAGGCAGCGCCGUGGUCAGCCUAAACGGCGGGCAGAUCGUCAUGAACAACAUGGCGCGCUCGCGAGCUCCGCUGCCAGGCUUCUCCUCGUUCGUAUGACAGGAGCCUGCCAGCACGGCACCCGCCGAAGCCGUGCACAUGUAACAUUACACUGCCCAUUCCCAAUUAUUUAAAUUUAAUUAAAUGUUAGCUAUUGCAAUUAUUGUACAUAUCGAAUAUAAUCUAUAAGCUUUAACUAAAUUGGUAGAAAAUCUGUAAUAAAAUUAUGAUGUUUCAGAUUACGUAUUAAGAAGUUUUAAAUUAUAUAUUCGUAUAAAAGUAAAUUUAAAUUAUGUACACUUAAAGUUCAUACAGUUGCAGUUUUCAAUCAUAAACAUGGAAAAAAAUAAUUUGAAUAUUACAUUAAUAUUUAAUGCCAUACCACAAAUUAGAAAUUGAGUAAGAAGCACAUAAAACUAUUGUUAAGUAACGAGCUAUUUUUGACGAACGGCAGCUAUCAUCAGCAUUUAGUUAAAAAUAAAAUAUUGAGAUCUCGUUUAUUUAAUCUGCAAUUGAAUAGUACACUAUAAUAUUGUAAGUUUGGCGCAGCUACAUAUAAUACAUAAUGUGAAGGAUGGCAGUGAAUAGUGAGGUAUGUGUGAUACUCUUGUAGCAUACAAGUUUGUGGUCUGCAGUGAAAAAGUAACUUUGCUGUGAAUGCUCAUGCUCCUUUUGUUAUAUCGUUGUUAAAAGUAAUUACUUUACUCUAUUGGCAAAAAGGGGGUGGAGAAUGUUCAAGUGGUUAGACUUUGCGUAUGUACUUAUUAUUAUGUUUAUUAGACAUUACUUUUUGAUGCAAGUUGUUUUCCGUCAACCGCGCCGCUUAUAAAUAAAAAAAGUAUUAAACAAUGUAUAAAAAAAUAUCUUUUCCAGUUCUAAGUAGAAAAUAUCCAAUAAAACUUGUUUGAAUCCUCAUAUUUUUCGUGUGAGUGAUUCGCCAACAUUUAUAUUAUGUAAUUACUCUAUCCGAAAAACCUUUUAACACCAAGAGGUGUUGUGAAGUACUAUAAGAAUAGUAAUACGUCGGCUGUUCUCCACAAAACUAUUCAAUGUGCAAGUCAGCCAGUAUAUAUAUACUAUUCGAAUUUAAGUAAAAUAAAUCAAGUUUAUAUUUAUUAUUAUUAGCGUAAUAAUAUUACUUGGCCGUUAUUGAAAAAUGGAAAUGGAACAUUUUGUCACACUUAAAAUUUUAAUUAUGUAUUACUAUUGUUUAAUCAGUAUUGAUUAGUGUCUAGUUUAUAAUCUGUAACUCCAGUUUCAAGUGACUCGUCUAAUAGACCAAUAAGCACAUAGUUAUUUAGCAUUUUAUAAUAUUUUUUAUAAUUAAUAUGCAAUUGACUGAUAGAUUUAGUGUCUAAUCCUUUACAUGUGUACAUAUAUUUUAAAGGUGACUAAAAUUACCUGGUAUUUAUUCAAAAACAUUUGGCACAAUUUACCUAAAAUAACCUGUGAUUUAUGUAUGUAUUUUAAAUUAUAACUAAUGACAUAUCUAUUAUUCAUAAACUGUAAUAUCAAAAAGAUAAAUUACUCUGAUGAUAUGACUAUAAUUUUUUGUUAAUACAUGGUUUUCAAUAUUAGAUGACGCAUGAUUUCAUAAUUUAGCGGCAUCACUUGAUCGUAUAUCACUGCAAAUCGAAAACGAUUAUCAUUACGUAUGUACAUACAAAACAUAAAAAAAAAAUCCGAUUAAGGUGUGCCAUGAAUUCAAAGACUAAACCAACUUUGUCAAUAGUUGUAUCCUAGGACAUAAAUAUUUUUUUUAUUUACCUAUUAAAUAGAAUUAAUUGAAUCCUAAACUGUAUUUGUUUUUGCUCCUUGAUUUAUGAUGAUAGAUCACUUUAAGGCUGUUGAUUUACCAAAGCUAAAAACGGGAAU
Spodoptera litura is the source of this 9055-nucleotide messenger RNA. It is a transcript of the gene sdk, whose product is annotated as sidekick cell adhesion molecule. Gene Ontology annotation, biological process: cell-cell adhesion. The record is from RefSeq and is a predicted model, not a curated record. Gene Ontology annotation, molecular function: protein binding. Lineage: Eukaryota; Metazoa; Arthropoda; Insecta; Lepidoptera; Noctuidae.